UGUCAAAACCAGUACGAUUUUAUUGUUUAACAAUUUUAAUUAGUGAUAAAAAAUAAAAUCUUCCAGGUAGUGGACAUUAUUACCCGUAUAUAUAUAUAUACGACAUCAGGUGUGUACACAGUCACUUACAUUUAUUCUUUCGUCUUUGGAAAAGAAAAUAUAAUCAUCGAGAGGUACAAUUCAACGUUUGAAGGUUUUUAUUUUAUUGAAAAUAUUAUGAGCACACAAAAAGGUAAUGCUCAUCGUUCACGACCGCAGAAGUACCAGAAUCAGUUUGCAUUUAAAAAUAGUCUGCAUGAUACAUCAAACAAGACAAAGAUAAUUAAUAAUUUACAAGUAACCAAUGUGUGCCAGAGAUGCAAACAGAUCAUCGAAUGGAAAAUCAAGUAUAAAAAAUAUAAGCAACCAAAGGCACCUGGAAAGUGCAACUAUUGUGAGCAAAAAACUGUCAAACAUGCCUAUCAUACUAUCUGUAGGGCUUGUGCAAAGGAAAGGAAUGUCUGCCCAAAGUGUGGAAAAGAAGCUGAACUAGUUGUGCCACAAGUGAAUGAACAGGAACAGCUGAAAUUGGACCCUGAAAUACAAAAAAUGCUUAAAACACUGCCCGAAAGAAAGAGGAGAACUUUUGUCAGAUACAUGAACAAACAUAGUAAGUAUACAGAAAUCGUUUGUAACUUUUUGAUAGAUGAGAAGAUAGAUCUUGAUCAAAACACCAAAGAAGAUCAACAGUCUACACAACACGUUCGCGAUGACUUAAUUAUUAAAUUAAAAUCAUUGAUGGUUGAAAAACAGGGGUCAGGGGAGGAGGAAGAGGAAGACAAAGACGAUGAUGAUGACGAUGACGAUGACGAUGACGAUGACGAAAAUCCGGAAUACACUGAAUAACUAUACUUGGA
Messenger RNA from Copidosoma floridanum, 896 nucleotides. RefSeq lists its product as uncharacterized. The record is from RefSeq and is a predicted model, not a curated record. Lineage: Eukaryota; Metazoa; Arthropoda; Insecta; Hymenoptera; Encyrtidae.